Messenger RNA from Arabis nemorensis, 228 nucleotides. The record is from the annotation of a GenBank genome assembly. Lineage: Eukaryota; Viridiplantae; Streptophyta; Magnoliopsida; Brassicales; Brassicaceae.
AUGUCGGAGGCUAGGGUUCAUGUACCCACAAAGGCAUGGUUUCUACUCUCUCAGCAUGACAGUGACGGUGGCGAAGACGAUGCCAUCGCCGCCGCACAUGGAGCCAGCUCCAACGGUGAGCAUGUCACUGCCUCAACCACCAGGAUUUGGACUACCGUCGCCAAGAGAAUCGCCGCGAGAGCUAAGACGGAAACACACAUCACCUUCACCGUUACAAGAGAAGUGUGA